AUGGCUGGCAAAACUGUCAAAGAUUGGAUGGAUGCUCCGCUCCUGGCCGAGGAUCCAGCACUUGAAGAGGAAGCUAUUAUCAACGAUCUCGCCAGCUCACUUGAUCUCCGGUUGCUAUCUCUGGCAGAUAUCCUCACACAAUUAAGGCCAUAUGUGGAUUCUGACCAAGAGAAUCUUGUCACUGUAAGCAGAGGAAUGGCACUUUUAUCCGCGGUGUUGGGCCGUAUGCAAGCUGAAGCAAUACCUAGAACAGAAUUGCAUGCCUUGGUGUUUUACUUCUGCAGUCGUAUCGAGAAUAAUGAAAAUAUAUCCAAUUACGGCUAUGCCAUGGACGCAGUUGCGAACGCACUCCAGGUUAUCGUUAAAUGGAAGCGCUUCUCCCCAGGCGACGUCUCUCCAAUUGUGGACGCGGUAUUCUCGCUCGCCCAAGGCAAGACGAACCGUUUUGCCGACCAAAAGCCCAACACGAGAUUGAGCUACUAUACGCUCAUUUCUUACUUGGCUACUAAUCAGAGCCACAAACGCGCCCUGGAGCGGGACAUGGGACCUUCGAAAUUCGUUUCGGGCAUCGUGGAAUUAGCGGAGUCUGAAAAGUCCGCAUCCUCGCUGAAGGCACUGUUUACUUUAUACGCCUCUGUGAGCGAGACCUGGAGUUUAGGCGCUACGGAGUACUCAAAUAUUUGGGGAUCGUUUAUACGAUAUUUCCCCAUCACAUUGGGUGCACAGGCUCGGAACUCUGACCUGCCUCAGCCUGAAGAGCUCAGGAAGUUAUUGCUGAAAUGCAUAAUUUCCAAUGACGCUUAUGCAAAGGAGGCUUUCACGUCAUUUCUAAGAGAUCUCGACACGGAUCAAGCAGCAACUAAGAAGGCUAGUAAGGAGCUCCUGACAACUAUCUACACCUGCGUAACCUCAUACUCUGCCCCUACUGUCCUUGAGUGGGCUCCCAAGAUCUGGGACGCUCUUAAAUUCGAAGUGUGGAACGGAGAGAAUGAUGAAUUCAUUGACGAUUCAUUGAAGAUUAUUAAUGGCCUAGUGACAAACUUGAGCAGCUCCCCGAGGGGCUCGACCGAGGAAAACGGCUUCUCGAAGUUUAUGGUUGAGCUUGCAAAGGAGAUUUUCGACAGACUAAGCGACAUGAAACAGUAUGUGGUGGCUAGUGCGAGAAUUCUAUAUGCUGUCGGGUCAGCGUCUGCGUAUGCUCUGCAGACCACUGUUGAGACUAUUCUCCCACGCCUUGAUGUUAUGGCACAAGAUCUGAGCUCAAAAAUUCCAAAGGCAUCACUUAUGGUGGUUUUUAAUCACAUUAUGCAAGCCCGGCUCGAUCUUGCUAACAACGCAGCCACCUCCCUGUCGAAGUGUGAUGACGAGGGCUCAAUUCAAGCUCAGCAGAAACUCGAGGAAGAUCUGACAGCAUCCUUUUCCCAUUUUCGACAGUCGCUUGUGGAUAUCUAUUUUGGCGCCAUAUCAGAGCUAAAUGUGGGACUAGACACAGAUGUUUCACUGGCUAGCGCUGCAAUACAGGGCGUCUCUAUCCUUGCAAAGAUUCCUGACUUCUUGUCAGCUUCUGAGAAGGGUAUGGUACUAGAUACUUUCAAUGGUGUUGUUGCACAAAGGACCAAAACCGAUGAACUCUAUGGGCCUACUCUGGCCGCAAUUGGAGAGAUUUCGAGGAUUGACCCUGAGAGAUUUAGGGAUACUACUCUUCCACAAUUUAUGAGACAGCUCCCAAGCAUGCUCUCUGUUGAGGAUUCCAAGAGAGCAGAGGAAGUAGAGCGUGUGGUUAGCCGGCUUGAAGAAAUAGUUCAGGUAUCCUGUAGCUCCACAUCUACACGUGGGGUUCAGGGAGGAGAGUCCACUGAUAACACUAGUUGUUCUCAACAAAAUCAUGAUGAGAUGCAAAAAGCAUUAUCUGCCAAGCUCAACUCUGUUCUUGAGCACAAGGGUCAGUUAGAAUACGCCAACGCUCUCUUGGCAGCAUCUUUUCGGGGCCUUGAGGUUUUCGACAAGUCCUACCGCCAAACAUUCCCUUCAAAUUCCCCUAAUGCAAAAGCCACUUCCUAUUCUCACAAUCUUCUACCCCUGAUUAGCCGUGUGGUCAAACUCAAAGAGUAUGCUAGCGAGCCGCAGUCUAUCGGAACCCGGCAUUACGUUGGUUUACAAAGCUUAGGUGACGACACCGAGAGCUUCAAUGAUAGGUCUAUUGAACUUUUGGGGAAAAUGAUAACCUUGUCCAUGGUUUCUUCAUCAUUACAGAAGGUGGACAACAUUCUCACCACAUACGACAGCUCGAGACCUACUACUGAGGUUCCGGGACUCGUCAGCUUGUUUUGCCCGGGCGCGACUGAGCAGAGCCUUUCUAUCUCACAAUUUGAUCUAAGCGGAGGGCCACCUGACAAGUGUCUUGCGACCUUUUUGACCGUCUCUUUGCUAGCUGGUAUGGACCGUACCAACCAAGCGCGGGCGAAAUCGGAUAUUGAAAUUGGUGAUGUCGCCGCCGCCAUGCUACGAAAUGCCACAAAUCCUCAUAUCAAAUGCUCUCAGCUUUCCAGGAUGUCGAUGUUAUGGUUCAUCCAGCUGUUGGUUAACAAGUUUGGCGCCAGCAAGGAACAACCUUCGACUGAGCAAUGCACAGUUCUCCAAAUGAUGCUGAACUUGGUUUCCAACUGUACUGGCAAGUCGGACCAAGAAAUUGGCCUGAUAUAUAGAACCUUGGCCUAUUUUACAGCUGCAAGCUUGGCUGCCUACUCUGAAUCGGUUACAAGUUUGCUUGACUGCAUGAUUACUGGCAUUACGGAUCCUGUACAUGGCAGAAAAGUUGCGCAGAGUUUCAGGAUCCUCUUAGCCCCUUCGGAUAUCCUCAACAAGAAUAAUUUCUGUGUAAUCCGGCCACUCCGGAAGGGACGCUUGUUCGAUAUCGGGGUCAAGCGCAUUAUCGAGGUGUGGCGUUCGCAAACCAAUAAGGCUAUCAAGGACAAUUGCCUCAUUGCACUUGCCGGUAUCUUAGCUUAUAUGGAGCCUACAAUGUUGAAGGACCAUGUGGAUCUUAUAUUUCCCUCCGUCCUCGAAGGCACAAAUACCCAGAACGAUGAGUGGUCUAAGGCUACUUUCAUUCAUGCUAUCCACACACUGGUCCCUCUGUGUCCGGCAGUCAUUGAAGCUCAUUUAGACAGUGUCAUCAACAGAAUGACUGGUCGCACUCACAACACACCCGAUUCACCUUCAGACAGCUCCCCUCGUUGUCGUGUAACGGCCUUGGAAGUCUUGACGCUUCUCGCAGAGUAUAUCAGGCCCACUCUUCUUGAGCAACGCAAAUUUAAGCUCAUGAGUGAGCUCAACUUUGCUCUUGGUGAUUCCUCAAGAGAAGUCCGACACAAGGCGGAGGUAUGCAAAAUGGCUUGGUUUAACUUAUCUUGA
Messenger RNA from Venustampulla echinocandica, 3414 nucleotides. RefSeq lists its product as uncharacterized. Gene Ontology annotation, biological process: iron-sulfur cluster assembly. Gene Ontology annotation, cellular component: cytosolic [4Fe-4S] assembly targeting complex. Bases 1 to 3414 code for a protein of 1137 amino acids. NCBI's taxonomy places the organism in Eukaryota, Fungi, Ascomycota, Leotiomycetes, Helotiales, Pleuroascaceae. The record is from RefSeq and is a predicted model, not a curated record. The transcript is spliced from 6 exons.